AUGGAAGUAUUUACACAAAUAAUUAUGCCAAUGCCACAACAUAUAACAAGUGCUUAUGAACAUCUUUCAACAUGCGGUUAUCAAUAUGGAUCUAGUUUUGAAAAACUAAAAACAUUACAUGGUACUUCAACUAUAAUUAUAUCUCAAUUAUCAAAUGAUACUAAUAAUCGUUCAUCUUAUUAUUUACUGCAUCCAUAUCUAGUUUUAUUACCAGGUAUUGAAACAACAUUUCUUCCAGUACGUAUUCAAAAAUUUAUUUAUUCAAGUAAAACAAAAACAAAAAUGAAUCAAUCAACAAACGUUGAAGUACGUGGAAAGUAUCAUGAUAAUAUAUGUGGCAUAGGUCAAGAAGGAAUAUAUAGUUUUGAUUUAUGGACAUUUCCAAUGGAUAAUAAAAUCGAAGAACCAAUAUUUACAUUUGAAGGUGCUGUUAUUCAACAAGUUCAAGGUGUACAUUCUGGUCGAUGGUCAAUGGAAAAAAAAUUCAUGAUAAACUAA
Adineta steineri is the source of this 498-nucleotide messenger RNA. Lineage: Eukaryota; Metazoa; Rotifera; Eurotatoria; Adinetida; Adinetidae. The record is from the annotation of a GenBank genome assembly.